CCUUGCCAAGCGUUCUUUCCAGGCUCAACGUGUUCUGUGUAACAAUCGCAGUUCCCCUCACGAAGACUCGGCGCUUGACAACACAUUCUGGAAGCAUUUCGUCGCAGCAAGUUGACAGACAAGACGAAAAUCACUCCAGACCAUUAUCGCUAUUCAGCAAGCCUUCAAGAUGCCAGUCAACACAACCCUCGCGGACGAAAUCGAGUUCCGAACAGGCCAAGGCUCCUCCUCAAAACGUCUCUUAAUCUACUUCAUCCCCGGCAACCCAGGCCUCGUAGAAUACUACCGUCGCUACCUCUCACAACUCCAAGAAUCACUCCAACACCGCAAAGAAGAAGUCAUCAUCUACGGCGCUAGUCACGACGGAUUUGAAUUCCACACUCCCUCCAACCGCAUCAAUCAAGGCUCACCUCCCUUCUCUCUCCAGCAAGAAAUCCACUGCGUCCGAAGCAAACUGUCACUCAAAGCGAGAGAACUCUCCACCGACUCUCAGCCCCUCGACGUGAUCCUAAUCGGCCACUCCGUAGGAGCAUACAUGCUCCUCGAAACAAUCUCAUGGUGGCAAAAGCAACCCACCGAACAAUCCAUCUACUCGAUAAAAGGUGGAAUUUGUCUUUUUCCGACAGUCGUCGAUAUCGCGAAAAGUGAUAAAGGUCGAUCAUUAUGGCCGAUACUGGCGUUCCCCGGCACGGGGUACCUCCUGUCUGGAAUGGCAUCUUGUCUUAACGCUUUCUGGCUUCUAGAUUGUGUUACAAGGAACUUGACACCUGGACCCGAAGGCGGCGCCGUAACAGCAGCAUUCGCUCGAAGUGAUCACGGAAUUCGACAACUCAUCUACAUGGCGCGAGACGAGCUCGCAUCGAUCAAAGAGGAUAAAUGGCAUGCGCAGGAUCUUUGGGGCACGGUCCACGAGUCGAAUGGAAACGCAAAUGGGAAGAUUUUCAACGAUGAGCGAGAAAGUUCUACUAGUAUCGCCACAACUCCAGGUGCGCCGCGAACGAAACUGUACCUCCUAUUCGGAAAAGACGAUUAUUGGGUCAAUAAUGAUAGUCGCGACAACUUGAUCACUGCGAGACAUGGGGGGCAUACGACCAUGGAAGUUUUGCAUAACAGACCAGAGAUUCCGCAUACGUUCUCGUUACAUCCAGAGCAUAGCGAUCAUGUGGCUGAGAAGACUGCGGCGUGGAUAGCGACAUUAGAAUCGGAGUGA
Cercospora beticola is the source of this 1210-nucleotide messenger RNA. RefSeq names its product bifunctional triacylglycerol lipase/ester hydrolase. The record is from RefSeq and is a predicted model, not a curated record. Gene Ontology annotation, molecular function: lipase activity. Gene Ontology annotation, cellular component: lipid droplet. Gene Ontology annotation, biological process: lipid storage. Lineage: Eukaryota; Fungi; Ascomycota; Dothideomycetes; Mycosphaerellales; Mycosphaerellaceae.